Messenger RNA from Solanum tuberosum (potato), 3369 nucleotides. RefSeq lists its product as uncharacterized. Gene Ontology annotation, molecular function: nucleic acid binding. The record is from RefSeq and is a predicted model, not a curated record. Bases 1 to 3369 code for a protein of 1122 amino acids. NCBI's taxonomy places the organism in Eukaryota, Viridiplantae, Streptophyta, Magnoliopsida, Solanales, Solanaceae. The transcript has 2 exons.
AUGGCGAACGGAGCUGGAGCUGGAGUUGAUUCUACAGAAACUUCGAAUCAGGAGAGGAAUACCUCAAUUCCAGAACAGAUCGAGAGAUUCACAGAUAUUCACCCCAGAAAUCCUUUGUAUCUGCAUCCAUCAGAUACACCAGGUAGCAUUUUAAUUCCUCAACAGAUUACUGGUAUUGAGAAUUAUACUGGAUGGAGUAAUUCGAUGAAAGUAGCAUUGUUGGCUAAAAAUAAAAUUGGGUUUAUUGAUGGAAAAUGCCGUAGAGAUCAUUAUAAAGGUGAUCUCAUACAUGAAUGGGAUAGGUGUAAUGCUUUUGUGCUAUCAUGGAUAACUAAUUCAGUCUCGAAGGAACUAGCAAAUGGCUUAAUGUUUUCGUAUAAUGCACAUAACGUUUGGAAGGAUUUACAGGAGAGAUUUGACAAACGAAAUCUUACUAGGAUAAACCAAAUUCAUCGAGAGAUUAGUACAAUAUGUCAAGGAACCUUUACUGUUUCUGAAUACUACUCAAAGUUGAGGAAUCUAUGGGAUGAGUAUGUGUCUUUAGUUCCCCUGCCAGCAUGUGAAUGUGAUAAGUAUCGAGUAUAUGCAGAACAUAUGGAGAGACAAAAGCUCAUGCAGUUUUUAAUGGGAUUGAACAAUAGCUUUGCUCAGUCGAGAAGUCAGAUACUCAUGAUAGUUCCAAGCCCAAGUCUCAACCAAGCUUACAAUAUGAUCAUGCAGGAUGAAAGUCAGAAAAUUCAGUCUAGCUUAAUAUCAAAUUGUGUCCUACCUUUGCAGAAAUUGGAUGUCAAUGAUUCCACUGUUUUAGCCUCGAUACACAAUAACAAAUUUAACCAGAACACAGGGUUAUAUUGUGAUCAUUGCCAUCUGAGAAACCACACAAGAGCCAAUUGCUACAGAUUGAUUGGAUAUCCUCAGAAUUACAAGUUCACAAAGAAGAAAAAUGUGGAUGAUAGAGGCUUCAAAGGUCAGGAUCAUGGCAAUGACAAAAUGCAGAACUAUGGGGGUAGUAGAAGGUCUCAAGUCAACAAUGUCAAUUUUUCUGAAAACAAUGCUCCUGAAUCUGCUUCUUUUCCUACUGUGCCAACAUUUACUGCUGAUCAGUAUAACCAUCUGCUGAAAAUGAUUGACAAAGAUUCCUUACCUCAAAAUCAUGUUGCUAACAUGGCAGGUAACCCUUCUAUUUCUCCUUAUACAUUCAGUACAUCUAUUAGUUGUUUUGCUGCAGGUAAUGAUGCAACUCCUUGGAUUGUAGACACUGGUGCAACUGAUCAUAUGGUCCAUAGUUUGAAUACAUUACUAAAUCCCAAAGUUAUCCCUUCCAAUUCCAGCAAUGUGUAUCUUCCAAAUGGUCAAACCGCAGAAGUUACUCACAUUGGUUCUGCAACCUUAUUUGACCAUUAUAACAUUCAGAGAGUCCUUCAUAUUCCACAAUUUUCUUACAAUCUUUUGUCCAUUUCCAAACUUACUAAAGAACUCAAUUGUUGUGUUUCUUUCUAUCCUCAUUUUUGUCUUUUUCAUGACCUUUGCACUGGCAAGGUGAGGGGGAUUGGUAAGGAAGAAGGAGGCCUUUACAUGCUCCCACCUACCAAGCAGCCAAAGCCACCAUCACCUGCCACUGCAUUCUCAAACAUUCAUUCUGUUUUUUGCCCAUCUUCUCCAACAGACAUUUCCAUCUGGCAUAUGAGACUCGAUCAUGCCCCUAUUACAGUGCUACACAAAAUAGACUCACUAAGGCCUCAAUUGCAGAAUAAAGUUUUUCAUUCAUGUCCUGUGUGUCCUCUUGCAAGACAAACUAGAUUCCCUUUCCCUUCUAGCACUAAGAAAACUAGUACUUGUGUCCACACACCGCAACAAAAUGACAUUGCGGAAAGAAAGCAUAGACAUCUUCUUGAAAUGGCAAGGGCACUCAGGUUCCAGGCUCAUGCACCCUUAAAGUUUUGGGGGGAGUGUGUACUUACAGCCACCUUUCUUAUAAAUAGACUUCCCUCAUCUGUUUUGGGAGGAAAAUCUCCUUAUGAAGUCUUUCAUAAACAAGUGCCCAAACUACACUAUUUGCGAGUUUUUGGCUGCUUAUGUUAUGCCACCAAACCAGUCACCACUGACAAAUUUUCCCCCAAGGCAAUUCCUUCUGUGGGCUAUUCUGAUACACAAAAAGGUUACAAACUUUACAAUAUUGCCACAGGUUCUUUUUUUGUCAAUAGGGAUGUAUCCUUUAAGGAGGAUGUCUUUCCAUUUAAACAUCCCAAACAUAAUUUUCUAGAUGCUCAACCUCCUUCUCAUACUUCCACUUUUCCAGUCCCUUUAUCAGCAUUCCCUAAUCCUGCAGAUGACUGUUUUCCUGCUUUUUUUUCAGACCCUCAACCCAGCAGUCCUCUUCUCACACCUGAUCCUCAAUACAUCAAUUUACAUACCAUUCCUCCACCCUCAGUUCCUCCCUCUCCAUCACCUCUAUCUCCUUAUCUUCCACCUCCAUUUCCUGAAGUUCCUCAAAGAAAAUCUUCUAGAUCCACCAAACCACCCAUCUGGCAUACUGACUAUGUCACUACUUUCAAAACACCUCAUCCUAUUUCUACUUCCAUGUCCUACUCUAAUAUCACACCUUCUUAUAAAUCUUAUCUUUCCACAUUUUCCUCUUCUAUUUCAGAACCUUCAUCUUUUGACCAGGCUUCCAAAAAUAGUAAUUGGAUUUUGGCUAUGGACCAAGAGAUUCAAGCACUCACUGACAAUCAUACGUGGGAGGUUGUUGAUUUGCCUCCAGGAAAAUUACCUAUUGGUUGCAAGUGGGUGUAUAAGGUUAAGUACAAAGCUGAUGGCAGUGUUGAAAGAUAUAAGGCCAGACUGGUUGCUAAGGGGUUUACUCAACAAGAAGGUUUGGACUACCAUGAUACCUUCUCCCCUAUGGUGAAAAUAGUGACUGUACGGUGUGUUAUUGCGCUACCAAGCUUAGGACUAUUGAUGAGCAGCAAGAAGUCAGGAAAGAUCAAUGCUUAUUGUGAUGCUGAUUGGGCAUCAUGUGUGUUAUCUAGAAAGUCUGUAACAGGUUAUGGUAUUAAGAUUGGUGAAUCUUUGGUUUCUUGGAAGUCAAAAAAACAGAACACAGUCUCAAGGAGUUCAGCUGAAGCUGAAUAUAGGAGUAUGGCAACAACUGUAGCAGAGCUGGUGUGGCUACAAGGAUUAUUGCAAGAACUUGGAGCUCAAGUUGAGUUGCCGAUGGAGUUACACUGUGAUAAUAAAGCAGCAAUUCAAAUUGCGUCAAAUCCCAUGUAUCAUGAACGAACAAAACAUAUAGAGAUCGAUUGUCAUUUCAUCAGAGAAAGGAUGCAAGAGGGAUUAGUUAAGACUGGAUACAUAGCAAGCAGAGAAUAA